Angiostrongylus costaricensis is the source of this 1293-nucleotide messenger RNA. Lineage: Eukaryota; Metazoa; Nematoda; Chromadorea; Rhabditida; Metastrongylidae. The record is from the annotation of a GenBank genome assembly.
AUGGUAGGAAACAUUCUACUGCUUGCUGGCGAGUUAGUAAGGUCUCAUAAUAUGAAAGCCACAAUGAUGUCAGCAAUUCCAUUGUUAAAGACAUGCUUGAGCAUAGUUGCAGAGUUCAACUUAAAUCGAAAGGAUGCACAGGAGUCGGUGAAUUUAUCAGAAGAUGCCUCAACCAAGCAACGGCGUGUGCGGCAACAAUCUCUCAGUGGAAAGAAGUUAGGAUGUUCGACAUUGUUGAUCUGUGCCCUGACCUGUAUACAGCGAAUCAUGGAUCAGUUCGCUCCAUUCGUUUCACAAUUCCUUCCCGAUAUCAUCGUUCAGUUCUGCUGUAUAAGUGGACGAUAUGAUGACCUAAGUGAAGGGCCAAGUACUCUGCCUAUUCCAGCUGUCGAUAAAUCUCAAGUUUUAAAUACCACUAGAAGUGUUAUUCUCCACAGAAUCAAUCUUAUUCGCUCAGCACUUUCUAAGGUUGAACUUCGUGUCUUGCAAAAACAUCUCUCGAAAGCGCUUGUUGAACUCUCCUCUGAAGAGUACACCAAAGUAGCUGUUCUUCAGAAACCUCUGAUGAAUUUAUUCUCACUUCUUGAAAGUCAUUUCGACCAGAAGAAUCGUGUUAUCGUCAGUCAAAUUAGGGACACUUUGAUGACAGAGGUCUUCCUGAAAGGAUUUGAGUAUCGUGCCCGUGAGAGGAAUGUGGAGAAAUUUCAAUGCGUUAUGUUUGUUGAAAACAGUAUGUUUAAAGCACUGUUAGCAAUGGCUGAGGUUUUGACGGAAAACACUCUUAGAUCUGUAAUGACUCUCUUCGUAGAUUGGGCUGAAUUAGGUCUGAAAUCGGCAACUACAGAUCACCGGUGUCGACUUGUCACUCUUUUCCGCUUUGCGAACAGGACGCAAGCGGUCGUGUUGAAAAACCAUAUUUGGCAGUUUCGGUUAAUGCAAAAUCCAUCGUUGUUGUUAACUGGUAAGAAGGGUACAAUGGAUGGCUUAGAAGCAGAUCUGCUCGUUACAAACGUUAUCGAUUUCAUUGCUAACUGCGCUCAUCACCGAGAGUUCUUUUCGCAAGAACGAACUGAGAUAUUGAUUGAGUCUCUUGUCAACGAAAUAUUGAAUACAAAACUGAACGGGCAUAAGAAGAGAUGUGUAAACCAUCUGUCCCUUGCUCUUUAUUAUAUUUCUGGCAUACAUCCGGACAGUUUCCAGACUGUUCUAGAUAAGAUCUUGCUCAUGACAAGAAGUAAUAAAGCAAAGGUACGUACAUCUUUAAACAGAAGGAAAGAUACAACAUGUGUUUAA